Molecule: messenger RNA, 6927 nt
Organism: Aethalodelphis obliquidens (Pacific white-sided dolphin)
Lineage: Eukaryota; Metazoa; Chordata; Mammalia; Artiodactyla; Delphinidae
Gene: OMP
Product: olfactory marker protein
Biological process (GO): sensory perception of smell; signal transduction
Cellular component (GO): axon; nucleus; neuronal cell body
Source: RefSeq, a predicted model, not a curated record
UGUGGAUGGCAUCAGCUCCCACGACCUGCACCAGGGCCAGGUGGGCAACUGCUGGUUUGUGGCGGCCUGCUCGUCCCUCGCUUCCCGCGAGUCACUGUGGCAGAAGCAAGCCAGCUCUCAGCCCAUCCGUGGUGGCCAGCGCGGUUGCCACAGCAGCUGGUCCCUGAGGAGCCUGCCACCCUCCUGCCCGCCUGCAGUACCUCCAUUACCGCUUCUGCGAGGAGUAGAGAAGGAGGCGUGUGGGGACGCCCGCCCUCCUGCACACUCCAUUUUGAGGACGGGGUGGGGCUGGGAAGAGCCAGUGGCAAAGAGGGGCGGGACGAGGAGGGGGCGAAAGGGGAGACGGGGCCCCUCUUUGGUGGCCUCUCGCCUUGGCCGUGAGGCCCCAGUCCACUCGGCUCCUGGACGGUGGAGGCGGCAGCAGCAAGGGGGCCAUGGCGGAGGACGAGCCGAAGCCGACCCAGCUGGACACGCCCCUGGUCCUGGGCGAGGACCUGACCAAGCAGCUGCGGCUGCGCGUGGAGAGUCUGAAGCAGCGCGGGGGGAAGCGCCAGGAUGGGGGGAAGCGCCAGGAUGGCGAGAAGCUGCCGCCAGCCGAGUCCACGUACCGCAUCGACUUCAUCCAGCAGCAGAGGCUGGACGGCGUGCUGGACAAGCCGGGCAAGGUCACCAUCACGGGCACCUCCCAGAUCUGGAUGCCCGAUCUCACCAACCUCAUGACGCGGCAGCUGCUGGACCCCGCUGCCAUCUUCUGGCGCAAGGAGGACUCGGAAGCCAUGGAUUGGAAUGAGGCCGACGCCCUGGAGUUUGGGGAGCGCCUGUCCGAGCUGGCCAAGAUCCGCAAGGUCAUGUACUUCCUCAUCACCUUCAGCGAGGGCGUCGAGCCUGCCAACCUCAAGGCCUCCGUGGUCUUUAGCCAGCUCUGAUGGCAGCUGCCCGCUGCUACCCUCUCCCUUGGCCCACCUGCCUGACCCCUGCCCAUACCCCUUUCCCCCAUGUGUGUGUUUGGGGACAUUCUUCUAGCUGCUGGCCUGUACUUGGCUUGGCCGGGACCCCUGAGCCUGCGUCCUUUCCUCCUCCUUUCCUUUCUCUCCUUUCCCUGGUGCUGGCGCUCCUGUUCACGGGAGGAAGAUGCAAGGGCUCCGUAGUCUAGAAGCUGACCUGGCUGCCGCUGCUUCUGCCGUAGACCAUGGAGACCUGGUCGGGGCUAGUGUGGGGAGAUGGAGAGGCCAUGGGAGAUGGCCUUCUCUCUGCUCCAUUGUUGGGAGAGAGACUGAGAGACCAAGACAGAGACAGACACAGACCGAGAGGGACACCUCUAAGGAACCAGCCAUUGGGCUUCCUCCGGAGACAGGGGCCCAGAGAUGACGAAGAGAUGACAAAGCAGCUUCCUUGGAGAGUCUGGCACACAGGCGUUUGCUGCCCUCCUGGCCACGAUGCCCCUUCCCAGUGUCUGUUUCUGGAGGUGAACACUCAGGGCACCUUGUGUGGGCCCGCGACACCUCAGGGCUCUUAAGACAUUGGGCAGGGUUGCUGUGAGGGCUGAUUUGGGCAGUGGGCAGUGGCUGGCAUGCUGGAGGCUGUGCAGGCCAGCUCUUGGUUUUCUGGGACUUCAGGAGGGGAGAAGUGAAGGGGGAGAUCUCAAAAACGUUGCAUAGAGAUGUAUCUAUCUAUACGUACACAUAUGUAUUGAGAGAGAGCAUGCUAUAUUCAUAUGGUUGUAUUCCAUACCUGCCCUGUGGAUAAGCCUGAAUUGCCCAGCUGGUUCCCUGGUGGCCCUUAGCAGGGGCUUGCUCAGGAUGGCCUUGGGGAGGGGAAGCUCCUGAGCCGGUGAAGUGGGGAACAGUGUAGUAAACAGGUUUCCCUCUGCCUGGGGGAAGCUGGAUAGAGGGGGUCCAGAGCCCUGGAGCUGGAGACAGUAACAUCUCUGGGGCCUGAGGUGUGCCCUCCUGGGAUGUCAGGCUUUUCCUGGCUAACUGGUCGGAGAAGGCAGGUGUGUCAUCCUGGUGCGGCAUCUUUGGUGGGGUUGAGGGGUGGGAAUCGGGGGCAGCCUUGGAGGGGAGCUGCGAUGGAUGGUGGUCAGAAGUGGGCUGGAGGUGACAGUGUGGUGUGACGGCGGAACACUGGCCUCAGAGGUACAGGGCAGAACCCACUCACCAAACAGAGGGAAACUGAGGCACAAUUGCCAGCAGAUUCAGUUCCAAGCGCCCCUCACGCUGCACAGGCCCAGUGAGCUCCUCUGAGGCCUGGCACCAGCCGAGGGCACCUCAGGAAGCGCCCCCAACACCGUGUCUCCAGGUCAGCCCUGUUUUGUGUCAGGGACGUGCCCGUGACAUUUCCCUCGUGAAGCAGAGCCGUCGGGGGGCUGCAGGGCCCUGGGAGCAGAGGCACUGAGAGAUGGAGGGUCAGCCAACCCUAGUGGCCAGGGCUGCUGGGAGGGCAGGCCCCCACUUUGGAGGCAGGCAAGCAGAAGCAGUUGGAGUCGAUUCUUCAGUGGGAGAUUUGGCCGUGGUGUGAGCGAUGGUCCUUUCUAACCUGAAGCUCGGGUGUCUGUUCCGGGACAUGCUUGGACUCCUGCCUGCUUCUCUGCUGACUCCGGGGGAGCCUGGAGGCUAGACCCCUGUGGAUGGCCCUGUCCUUCUGCCCCUCUGCUUGACCCCUCCCUGCAGCUCUGGGGCCCCUUUUGCUGCAGACUGCUUGUAUCCGCACCCCAGCGCGUCUGCUCUGUGCAGGCAUGUGAGUGCCUCUGCCGUGCUCACUGCGUGUCCCCGGUAAAGCCUGUGUGUCCCCGCCUCGUGGUACGUGUUCUCUUCCCAGGAGCCACCCCUCCCUGGGCCCCCUCCACACCCCUGCCCCCUCCUCCUGCCGCUUUCAGGGCUGAGGCCCAGAGCAGGUGGUGACUGGCCCAAGGUCAGACAUCAGCAUGGGGUUUGAAACCAGGUCCCGUGACACCCAGCCAGGAACCAACAGCCCUGACAGUUUUUUCUCCAGUGGCCCCCAGACCAGCCUCUGUAUGGGGCAUGGAGAGAGCCAUGCUGAGGCCUCGGGGAGACACUUGGGGCCCACAGGGGAUGGUGGGGACCCACCAAGCCGUGCUCAAUCUGGAGUCACCCUCCCUUGCAGGGUGGCCGGGCAGGAGGCAGACGGGACAGGGGAGUGGCUGAGAGGUGGGGUGGGAUCAGGCCUAUGCCCCGAUUUCCCUAACAUGCUGUAUGUCCUCAGGCAGCCCCUGACCCUCUCCCAGCCUCAGACCUUCUAAAGGGAACAGCCUGGUUCUCUGAAGCCCCUUGCGGCCCUGCCCCCCCACUGACCAGAGAAGACCCAUGUCACCAUGUCGCCUUAGUGCCCCACCUGACCCUGACCCUCACUCAAUUUGUGGACGGUGACAACAGAGGCCCGGGGAGGAGGCUGCCGGCCCGAAGUCACAGAGGGUAUGUGGAGGGGCCGGCGACGGGGUGCACGUGGAUCAAGCUCUGGGUCUGUGGACCUUCGACCCCAUGACCCUGGCCCCCUGGGACAGGAAGGGCCGAUGCCCCCAUCCCAUCUGAGGGCCCAGGCCCGGGCAAGCCCGGCUUCUCCCCCGAGACAAGGGCAGGCCCCGCUUCCGAGGCCGCUCUUGGGGCUUUGCUUGGGAACAGCUCCCCAGGCAGGUCUCGCAUCCCCGUGUUGCUCCACCCCAGAGCCCUGCCCAGAGCAGCUGCUGCCGCCUCAUUUCCCUUCCCCAAGCCCUGCCCUCCAGCCCCAGCCUCCAUCCACUCCUGAAGAUACUUCUGGGAGGGGUGGGGGGAACAGAGACGGGAACCCAAGCUUCCCACCCCGAGGACAGCAGUAGAAGGCCUGGUUCUGCUCCUGAGACUGGGUUGGGGGGAGUGCAGGGAAUGGGAAAUGAGGACCUGCUUUCCACGGAACCCGUGAGAAACCACCGAGCAGAGAGACCCGCCGUUUCCUGAGCUCCUGCCUCCCACUGAGCCAGUGUACGGUAGGGUGAGGGACCCAGCCUGGCGCUGCCGCCAGCCAUCACCCGCGUGACCCUGAGCAGCCUCUCGGAGCCUGUUUGCUCAUCUGUCGGUGGGGAUAGUAAUGGUUCUUUCCUCAUCGGGUCACUGUGAAGAUGAGAUGACUUAAAGCUAGUGAAGCAAUGAGCUUCCUGAGAGGCACACGGGCUUCCUCUCUGGAUUUCCUCCUUGUACUUUCCCAGUCGCUGUAGACACAGAGUCUCACUUUGCACCAUGAUUCUGAGAGGAGGGUGUUAGGAGAACCUACUUACUAAGGAAGAGUGUAGGGUUCAGAGAGGUGUAGUGAGUUGCUUGAGGCAACACAGCAGCCAGUGCUUAGGGCAGCAGGCAGUGUGGGGUGGAGGGAUAGGCAGGGUCCAGGCCUGGCUCUGUGGUUGGAGAGAGUGGUCAUGGGGGAGUGGAUUCUCCUCACCAUUACCAGGCUUGGAAGGGCCCAGCUGAGGGAACCUUAAGCCCUCACAGUAGCCUGGGAGCCUAGCCCGAGGGGCCGCCCGGGUCUCUGAGCGUCUGGCUGUGCUCACUCCUUGUGAACGGGGAUCCCGGGGCCCCUGCAGGUGUGUCAGCACCCCACGCUCCAGGUGGUGGGCUGGAGGCGCUCCUCUCCCAGGGGGCUGGGGGUGGGGAUUGCCCAAUCUUUCUGGCUUCUUCCAGCCGUGGCGUCUGAAACUCGGGAAUUUGAGACUCUUGGAAUCAGAAGCUGAGAACUGAGAAACCAGAUGCUCAGAACCAGGGACCCUCUUGUUCUGAGGAUCUGGAGAGGUCUGUGGCUCACCUCACCCAGCUUGGGUAACACAGGAAACUCCACUGUAGCCCCUCAGCCUGCAGCCCUACUGGCCUUGUUUAGAAAUGCUCCUGGCUGGCCCUCUGGGGUCCCAAGCAGAAAUGUGUGGGAAGCUCCCUCUCUGCCACACGGACAGACACACACGCACACACUUGCACGUACACAUGCAUGCUUCUGUGCACACACUCACACACGGGCGUUCACUCACUUGCCCAGGGUCCCAGCAGGAUUUGAGCCCAGCCACUUGGGUCUGGGUGGGAGUCCCUGAGGGAGAUCACCGGGGGGUGCUCCAGGUGCUGGGGCACCAGGGGGUACUGUGGCACACCCAUCAGUGGGACUCUGAGGUUUCUGGGUGAUUCUGCAGUGGGUGGCUGUUAAUGGGCGCACGAGGGGCUCCCAAUCCCACCGAGUUCUUGCCUCACUGCCCGGUCAGCCCAAGGAGGUGCCCCAGCCCCUUCAGGCCUGUUUUUCCCAUCUACACAGUGGACUGUCGUUAAGGUUUUCCUUUCUCCUCCUGGGAAGGAGGUUGACCAGGUCCCCCCGAGGUUUGCACACACCAUGUACUCCACACACCAGCAGGGACGACCCCUCAUGUGUGCACAGCCCUCCACAGUCGAUGCAGUACAGCCAAGGCCGUUCUCCACCUUCGUUCCCACAACAGCCUUGGAGGGAGGGUAGGUAGAUGCGGAGACACUGAGGCUCCGGGAGGCGACCUAGUCGAAGCUUAAGUCCCAGCCACACACCGAGGUUGGUAAAUUGAUGUCCAGCAUCAAACGACAAUCAGUAUCAAGGCUACAGAGGACAAGGAGCUUUAUUUGCAGGUCUUGGGAAUUGCAACGGGGGAGACACAGAUUCAGGUAGGACCAAAGAGCGUUCCAGGGAAGAGGAAGUCAUAAGGUCGUUAAAGGAAAUAUGUGUCCUUGAGACUGUCAAGAGUUAUUUUAGGGUAAGGAUCCAAUAAAUAUCUUGAGUUUCUGGAACACUGGGCAAACGUUCCGGAUGGCUGCAUUAAGACAAGAAGUGGUCCAAGUUCAGAUUCCGUGCAGGUGGUGACGUGCAGAAAUCACACUUUCUCGGUGGCCUCCCAGCUCCGUUUUAGAGCGCGGUCUUAGUAAAACUGACUCCACGUGUAUUUUCCUUUCACACCAGUAGUGUGUACAAGCUCACCAGCUGUCCAGGCCCUCGCUGCGGCCGGCAUUUGGGGAUUUUCCUCCCAGAGAGACUCAGCCAGCUGUGGAGCUGGCCCUGGCCCUGUGCCGGGCGGUGGGGAUCGGAGCAGGAGCUUGGGGGAGGGGCUGCCGGACGGCGCCCAAGGGGAGGGUGGGGUCAGGAGGACCCUGCCAGCUGCUGCUCAGCUGGCCCCGGAGGGACAGGGACGGGAUGAGGCCGGCAGAGGGAGCCACCCGUGCAAAGCUGAGGUGGCCUGAGGCAUUCCUAUAGGGCCUGAGGGAGGCAGUGUUCAGGGGUGAAGCUGAGAGCUGCCCGCAGGGCUUUGAAUGCCGGGCCAGGGAGCUAGUGUCCCUGGCAAUGGGGCUUUUCAACUGUAGUCACGCGAGAGGAGAGAGACAGCCUAGUGAGCCCUUGGACCCAUCCCUCCACCUCAACCACUGCCAACUCGUGGUUGAUCUUGUUUCCUCUACAACCCCGCUCCCCCCAGGCAGCAUGUCUUUUCAUCUGUAAAUAUUUCUGGAUGUAUCUCUGAACGAUAAGGACUCGUUCAAAACCCGGAACCAUAAUAUCGUAACAUAACUAAAGUAACUUUAUAAUAAUUCCUUAAUACCAUCAAAUACCCAGUAACUGUUCUGGUUUCCACUCUGGGUCACAAAUGUUUAUAUGUAUGUUUUACAGUUUGUUUGAAUCAGAUCCAAAGGUCCAUUACUGCAGUCCGUGGGUUCCCCUUCAUCUUGUCAUUUUUUUCCCUUGCAAUCUAGUUGCUGAAGAAGCCAGUCAUUUGUCCUGGGAGUUUCCAACCAUCUGGAUUUUGCAGGCUUCGUUUUCAUGGUGUUGCUUAACAUUUGUGCCCUGAGUUUCCUGUGAGGUAACACUCACCUCUGGAGGCUUCAUAAGAUGCGGCACAAUUUUUUUUGCACAACUGCUUCAUAGGCGAAGUUGUCUCAGGAGGUACAUAAU